This is a messenger RNA of Mus pahari (shrew mouse), 1673 nucleotides long. It is a transcript of the gene Srr, whose product is annotated as serine racemase. Gene Ontology annotation, molecular function: threonine racemase activity; serine racemase activity; magnesium ion binding. The transcript has 9 exons. The coding region runs from base 557 to 1576 and encodes 339 amino acids. The record is from RefSeq and is a predicted model, not a curated record. Gene Ontology annotation, biological process: D-serine biosynthetic process; pyruvate biosynthetic process; L-serine metabolic process. NCBI's taxonomy places the organism in Eukaryota, Metazoa, Chordata, Mammalia, Rodentia, Muridae. Gene Ontology annotation, cellular component: cytoplasm.
CCCGCACACGCUCCAACCCCUCCGCCAUCUUCGCGGCGGCUGCUACAGCUGCGGCGACUCGGCCACCGCCGCGCGCAGCCAGGAAACCACGACGGACGGGCGGCGCGCGCUCACCCACUCCCACCCUUUUCCCCGCCCCCCCUCCUGCCUGCCCUCCCCAAACGACGGUGGCCGCACUGGGAGCAAAAGCCUUCAGCACGUUCAACUAGGAUCUUGCCGGAGCGGGCGAGCCGACCCCGGGGGACGGCACGUGCGCGUGCGCAGAGGUGUAAAGCUGGGAAGGUCCGCCGAGGCUCGGAAGUGGAGGCGCAGCGCUCAGGAGGCGAGUAUUUCCUAAAUGACCUUACACCCUUUGCCACACUGGUCCUGGGCCAAGAUGGGCCAAUCAAAGUCCUUACCCAGAAUUUUUGAACUGAAAUUGAGAGAAAAUCCCUCUUCAGUAUGGAAGCCAUAAAAUGUAAAACACAGGAGCAGUCAGCAGCCAUGUGUCCUGCCGUUCGGAGCCAGCUGGUCUGCUGUGAGAAGGAAGCCGUCGUGCCAGAGGCAGCAGAGAACCAUGUGUGCUCAGUACUGCAUCUCCUUUGCUGAUGUUGAAAAAGCUCAUAUCAACAUUCAAGACUCUAUCCACCUCACCCCAGUGCUAACAAGCUCCAUUUUGAAUCAAAUAGCAGGGCGCAAUCUUUUCUUCAAAUGUGAGCUCUUCCAGAAAACUGGGUCUUUUAAGAUUCGAGGUGCCCUUAAUGCCAUCAGAGGCUUAAUUCCUGGCACUCCAGAAGAGAAGCCCAAAGCAGUUGUUACUCACAGCAGCGGAAACCAUGGCCAGGCUCUCACCUAUGCUGCUAAACUGGAAGGAAUUCCUGCUUACAUUGUGGUUCCCCAAACAGCUCCCAACUGCAAGAAACUGGCAAUCCAAGCCUAUGGAGCAUCGAUAGUAUACAGUGGACCGAGUGAUGAGUCCAGAGAAAAGGUCACUCAAAGAAUUAUGCAAGAAACAGAAGGCAUCUUGGUCCAUCCCAACCAGGAGCCUGCAGUGAUAGCUGGACAAGGAACAAUUGCCCUGGAAGUGCUGAACCAGGUUCCUUUGGUAGAUGCACUGGUGGUACCAGUAGGAGGAGGAGGAAUGGUUGCCGGAAUAGCCAUUACCAUUAAGGCCCUGAAACCUAGUGUGAAGGUAUAUGCUGCUGAACCCUCGAAUGCAGAUGACUGCUACCAGUCUAAACUGAAAGGAGAACUGACCCCCAAUCUUCAACCUCCAGAAACCAUAGCAGAUGGUGUCAGAUCCAGCAUUGGCUUAAAUACCUGGCCUAUUAUAAGGGACCUUGUGGAUGAUGUCUUCACUGUCACAGAAGAUGAAAUCAAGUAUGCAACCCAGCUGGUGUGGGAAAGAAUGAAACUGCUCAUUGAGCCUACUGCUGGUGUUGGAUUGGCUGCAGUGCUGUCUCAGCAUUUCCAAACAGUCUCUCCAGAAGUAAAGAACAUCUGUAUUGUACUCAGUGGUGGGAAUGUAGACUUAACCUCCCUAGACUGGGUGAAGCAGGCUGAACGGCCAGCUCCUUACCAGACUCUUUCUGUUUAAAUUAGAGAAGAGAUAAGAUGUCUCUAGAUGAAAAUUUUGUUUCCAUCCUCCCUUUAAAAACUAUUUUCAAAUUCCUAAUCAAGAAAGUAUAUGUAAA